Exophiala aquamarina CBS 119918 is the source of this 588-nucleotide messenger RNA. RefSeq lists its product as uncharacterized. The coding region runs from base 1 to 588 and encodes 195 amino acids. Lineage: Eukaryota; Fungi; Ascomycota; Eurotiomycetes; Chaetothyriales; Herpotrichiellaceae. The transcript has a single exon. The record is from RefSeq and is a predicted model, not a curated record. Gene Ontology annotation, biological process: protein complex oligomerization; response to heat; response to salt stress.
AUGGCUCUCCUCCCACGUCUGACACACUCGUUCGGACCAAGUGCCCGCCACGAAAUGGGCCCCUUUUUAAGUUUGUUCAACGAUACAUUCGCCGAGCUACAGAAGCUCUCCGACAACGCCAGCCGGACCUUUGCACCGAGAUUCGACGUCCGCGAAGCAGAAGACAAGUACUAUCUUGAGGGCGAGCUCCCUGGCAUUGCGCAGAAGGAUAUUGCGAUUGAGUUUCUCGAUGACCAGACGCUCACGAUCAAGGGGAGGACCGAGAAUUACAGGAAAGAAGGGAACGUGCCUGAGGAAGUGCAGGCUUCGGAUGCGGCGGGGAGCGGUUCUGCAGAGCAGGCUAGUGGGAAAGACAGUAAGCACCUUUCGACCAUUGGUUCCUCCCAGGAGGUUUCGAAGGGCAAUUCCCAGCAUAAUCACACGUACUGGAUCACGGAGCGCAGCGUCGGCGAGUUCGCUCGGAGCUUUGCGUUCCCCAAUCGCGUGGACCAGGACAAUGUGAAAGCCAGCCUCAAGGACGGAAUACUGAGCGUUGUGGUGCCGAAGAUGAAGAAGGGCAGGGAGACGAAGAAGAUCCAGAUUGAAUAA